Molecule: messenger RNA, 1136 nt
Organism: Schizophyllum commune H4-8
Lineage: Eukaryota; Fungi; Basidiomycota; Agaricomycetes; Agaricales; Schizophyllaceae
Product: NAD(P)-binding protein
Exons: 6
Coding region: 294-1046 (250 amino acids)
Molecular function (GO): oxidoreductase activity
Source: RefSeq, a predicted model, not a curated record
UGUUGAUUCAUCGGCAUCCAUGUUGCAGAGCCAACGAUAGCGAUGCAGAACUCCGAGAUGUUCUACGUCUGGAAGGCAUCGUUAAGAGCUCGGUCAGAAGGAUCUGUUUUCACCUUCCCGAACGCUGCAUCCAAUCAUCGAGCGCAGUCGCUGGCUGCUCGAACACCUCGCACAUAUGCCUACACGUCAUCUUGGGGGCGACAGAACGGGAGAUGAGUCCGUAUAUGUAGGACUACGCGAAGGAAGGAGAAAGAUACUUACCAUCCCGGACUCGCGUCUCGCCCGCUAAAAACAUGAGCACUCAUAUCUCUUCUACCGUCUACCUCGUCUCCGGCGCGACUCGUGGGAUAGGCCUCGCGUUUGUGACCUUGCUAGCAGAGCGCCCGGACACGAUCGUCUUCGCCGGAGCUCGUGACCCCGCCACCGCAUCAAACCUGCAAGCACUCGCCAAGAAGCACCCUAACAAUGUCUUCAUUGUAGAGCUCAAGGCGAGCGACGUGGAGGGGAACACUCGCGCCAUCGAGCAGAUCCGCCAAAAUGCCGGUCGGUUGGACGUCGUGAUCGCUAAUGCUGCUAUCCAACAAAACAUGGAACCUCUCGUGAACGUGACGCUCGACACGAUGCGCGAGCACUACGACACGAACGUCAUCGGCACCCUCGUCCUCUUCCAAGCCGCCUACCCGCUCCUGAAGACCUCCCCCACCCACAAAUUCAUCGUCAUGGGCGCGAAAGGCGGCAGCAUCACCAACGGGCCCGAGUACGGGAUCCUGGUCGGCGCGUAUGGCUGCACGAAGGCCGCGGUGCACUAUUUGGCGAAGAAGCUGCAGUUUGAGAAUGAGGAUUUUGUGAUAUUCCCCAUCUGCCCGGGCGCGGUGGAUACGGAUAUGUUCCGCUACGCCCAGGAGCGCGACUCCCGAUUCGCGCAAGUGAAGGGCGCCGCGCCUGAGGAGGCCGCUGCCAGCAUUUUGAAGAUCGUCGACAACGCAACGAGAGAGAACGCGGGAGGGAAGUUCAUGGACGUGUCUGGAGGAAUUAAUGAUUGGUAGAGGAAGAUGGUGUAUUAUAAUGCCCGAAGGUGCGAGACGAUGUACAACUACUUGCAGAGCAAGAUGAUACAGUUCGGCGAGUCGAGGCUU